CCGACGUUCUGCGUCCUGUCACGCCGCCGCCUCGAGAUCACGGCGGCCUGUCGGCGUCGGUCAGCCGGCCCUCGCCCAUGUCGCCCAAAACGACGCCCAAGCGCAAGCGCGGCUCGCCGACCAAGCCCAAGCAGCCCGUCGCCAUGUUCGUCAACUACUCGGCGCAGGACGCGAAAAAGCUCCUCAACGGCGUCGCGCCUUCGGGCUCGACCAAGAAGCGUCGCGAGGAAGAGGACGCACAGCGUCAGCGAGGCGACAUGUCGUCGUCGAUCCUGCUCGACGACCCUGCGUCGCUCCCGGUCCUCCCCCUCCCCUUUGCGACUGGCUCGCACUCGUCCGCCUUUUGAGCUCUCUCCUCUCCCCUCUUUCCCUCCCCCCUCUCACGUUGUGCAUUUCUCUAUCUAGUUACCCCCUCUUGACGUCCAUACCUCGUGGCCUCGACUCUCUCGCAUAGCCACCUCCCUUCGUGCCUUUCCUCCUCCUUCUUCAACGUGUCCUUCCUAGCGAGCGCGAGCUCGCGUCGCACGCCUUGUAGCUCUCUCCUCCCUCAUUCAUUCGGCGCAAUGCCACGUCGUCCUCC
Molecule: messenger RNA, 580 nt
Organism: Rhodotorula graminis WP1
Lineage: Eukaryota; Fungi; Basidiomycota; Microbotryomycetes; Sporidiobolales; Sporidiobolaceae
Exons: 2
Coding region: 78-347 (89 amino acids)
Source: RefSeq, a predicted model, not a curated record